Molecule: messenger RNA, 2538 nt
Organism: Aspergillus mulundensis
Lineage: Eukaryota; Fungi; Ascomycota; Eurotiomycetes; Eurotiales; Aspergillaceae
Exons: 2
Coding region: 1-2538 (845 amino acids)
Molecular function (GO): protein binding
Source: RefSeq, a predicted model, not a curated record
AUGGUUCCAUUUGCAAGGAACCCACGUUUUGUCGGCCGCCAGCACGAAUUGCAACAACUUAAAGAAUGGACUUCAACACCAAAUGGACCCAGAAAGAUUGCCAUUGCCGAACUAGGUGGGGUCGGAAAGACCCAGGUGGCUCUCGAGCUGGCAUAUCAAACCCGAGACGAUGAACCGAAUUGUUCAGUUCUUUGGCUCCCAUGUAUUAGUCGGGAAGCUGUUGAGCAGGCGUACCUCGCUAUUGCGAAGACGCUUGGAAUCCAUGCCGAACCGAACUUCGUGAAAACCCAGGUCAAGUCCUUUCUUUCCCAGACCAAAGAGCAAUGGCUUCUUAUCUUCGACAACGCAGAUGAUAUGGAUAUGUGGACCAGUGAGAAGGAUCAUGCGUCCGAAUCAAAAGACUCGGGAAGAUUGUCAGCCUUGAAAGACUUUCUUCUUAGUAGCGACCACGGCCGUAUUGUCUUCACCACUCGCAGUCGACAACUCGCUGUGAGAAUGGCCGCUCCCUCGAGCUAUGUCAUACAACUUGUCGAGCCGAAUGAGGCGGACAGCAUGACCAUCCUGCAGAAGUCACUGAUCGAUAAGAAUUUACUUGACGACACGGCGACUGGAAUGGCUCUCCUUGAGCAACUGAGCUUCCUCCCAUUAGCCAUCACUCAGGCUACAGCCUUCAUCAAUGAAAAUGGAAUAUCACUAUGUGACUACUUGGAUCUUCUACGUGAACAGGAAGAGGACGUCAGUGACCUCUUGAGCAAGGACUAUGAUGACGAGGGACGCUAUGAUAACCUCCAAAAUCCACUGACUAUCUUUAUCUUAUGGCGUGUAUCAAUCCGCGAGCUAUCCCGAGAGUCAUUUCUUCCCGAACCAGAAUCCAAGCUAGCAAUGGUCGAGGCCUUGGGUCUUCUUGGCGCUUAUUCUUUUAUUACUUCUCAUCAAGGAGAUGGCUCUGUUUCCAUCCAUCGACUAGUCUUUCUGGCGACUAGGAACUGGCUAAGAAAGGAGCAGAAGCUAUCCUCCUAUAUUGCGAAGGCAGCAAACCGAUUCAAUCAGGUAUUCCCAAGAUACGAUCACACAAAACGACAGCUGUGGAGGGAAUGCCUACCUCAUAUACUUGAACUGAUGGAAGAUGAUGCGUUUAAGAAGAAACUGAAGAAAGGCUUAUAUAUGGAUCUUCUCCGCAGAGUCUCAUUUUGCUUAUAUGAAGACGGCAGGUAUCAGGAGGUAGAGCUGCUCACUCGUCACCGAAUAGCAUUUCUUGAGGAUCUGUACGGAGAUAAUAUAUGGGAAACUUUGGAAUGUAUGAGUUUCUUGGCGCAUCUGCAACUGCGCCAGGGAAGACUACAAGAAGCAGAGGAGUUUGGUGUUCAGGCCGCACAUAUUAGCAAAGAGGUACUGGGACCCGAUGAUAUAUUGACACUGGGCUGCAUGCAAACGUUAGGAGAUGUUUAUAAGCAACAGGGGGGGCUCGAUGAAGCCGAAAAACUGCAGUCAAAAAUACUAAUUACUCGACGGGAGGUGCUGGGCUCGGACCAUUACGAUACUUUGGAGAGCAUGGGGUACCUCGCGCUGAUUUAUAGAAACCAGGGACGGUACAGAGAAACAGAAGAGCUGCAAACGCAUGUGCUGAAGAUUCAGACAGAGGUGCUUGGACUGGAGCACCCAUUGACCUUAGCCACGAUGCAUAAUCUAGCAUUGGCCUAUUACUUUCAGGACCGGUUCAAUGAAGCAGGACACGCGAUGGAGCAGGCAUUCCAUACCAGUGAGAAGGUGAUAGGCCUGGAACAUCCCGAUACUCUGAGAUCCAUGAUGAAUCUUGGGAGAAUCUAUAUAGCGCAGUCGCGUGCCAAGGAUGCAAAGGGGCUGCUUAGACACGCAUUGGAUAUUGCCGGUCAUGUCCUAGGCGGAGAUCAUCCAGAUACCUUGAUGACAAUGUCCCACCUGACAGCAUCAUACACUUACCAGGCGCGAUAUCGGGAAGCGGAGGAGCUCGAAGGACUUGUGCUCAAACUUCGCACCAAGACGUUGGGACCAGCACACCCUGACACCUUGGACAGCAUGUACUUCCUCGCCGGGACCUGGAGAAACAUGGGCAAAAUCAUUGAUGCCAUCCAUCUGAUGGAGGAAUAUGUCGAGUUCAGCACUCAACGCUGGGGAGUGGACAAUCCAGAGAUUGUACGGUCAAGGAACGUCCUCGAGCACUGGAAAAGGCUGAACGAGGAAGAAGCGCACUCGUCUGACAUUGAGAAGACAUCUGCUACUGAAAUGCCUCCCGGCAUCGGAGACUCUUCUCUCGUACAAGAGACGUCUGAUAUGGAAACGAGCCCUGACAUUGAUGACACCCCGGUCGACGAUGCUUCUGAUAUUGAACCCCACGAGGCCAAAGAGACUCCCUUUUGCGAGACAGAAUCAAGCCUGGCACUUCGCUUAUCACGCGCGUAUCCAUACCUCCAGGCUAUAGGGCUCCCUAGGCCUUACAUGACUUCACCACUGGGUGUCCUAUAUGCAGUGUCCGGAGUUACAACUACCCUUCCCCAGUAA